AUGCCCCCCAAGAGAAAGGUCGCAGAUGUUGUCUCGGGCGAGGCAGGCAAUGGAAGCGAGAACGAAUCCGAUGUCGACUCUGUUGAACCGUUCGAGUGCAAUUUGGCCAAGAAGAUGAGGGAAAUGAAGCAGGAGCACGCCGACGAGCUCAGGCUCAUGCAGAACAAGUUGGAAUCGGCCGAGAAAAGCGCGGCCGACGCCAGAAAAGAAUGCCAACGCUGGGCUGCUUCUGCAGAGCAAGACCAUUUGGCGCUGGACAUGGCCCAGACCGUCCUUGCAAGCAUCUCGCCAGAUCAACAGAUGGAGCUCGGAGCAUCCCUAGAUGAUGCGAGUCGACUACAGCUCGAUCACAUGUUGCGCCGCCGGAAAGCCGCGGUUAACGAAGCCGUGGCAAAAGCAAUCCAAGAACACAUCCGGCGUGCUGCUCACUACGGAUUCCAGGCGGGCCAACGCCAAGUGCUUCACAACCUAGAUACCGCUAUUGGCAUGAUUAAAGCCGCCAGCGUUCCUCAGGAGUCCGGCGAGCAGAAUCCGUCGAACGAAGCUUCGGACCCUGGUGAAGGCAGUGAGCAUGACGCCAUCUAA
Purpureocillium lilacinum is the source of this 585-nucleotide messenger RNA. RefSeq lists its product as uncharacterized. The record is from RefSeq and is a predicted model, not a curated record. NCBI's taxonomy places the organism in Eukaryota, Fungi, Ascomycota, Sordariomycetes, Hypocreales, Ophiocordycipitaceae.